Molecule: messenger RNA, 1218 nt
Organism: Colletotrichum karsti
Lineage: Eukaryota; Fungi; Ascomycota; Sordariomycetes; Glomerellales; Glomerellaceae
Product: aminotransferase class I and II
Exons: 2
Coding region: 1-1218 (405 amino acids)
Biological process (GO): biosynthetic process
Molecular function (GO): catalytic activity; pyridoxal phosphate binding
Source: RefSeq, a predicted model, not a curated record
AUGGUCCGAAUUGCGGCGUUCGAGGUGGAGCAAUGGAUGGACGAGUACGAAACUACACCGGGAUGCCUCAACAUCGCCGAGACCUGCGCCGCUUCCGUCUCCAUCGAUGAAUUGGUCGGUCUCUCCGAAGACAAGACGGUCCCGGGUCCCGUCGAUUUUUCAACCAAGCUGGUUUACGGUCCCAUCCGCGGCUCGCCCGCCCUCCGCCGACGAGUCGCCGAGCUCUGCGGCGGUGAUGGCUCGGGCGCCCCCAGCGUGCUCGCCGACGAGGACGUUCUCAUCACUCAAGGUGCCAUUGGCGCAAACUUCUUGCUGCUUUAUACCCUCGUCAACCCCGGCGACCAUGUCAUCUGCGUCUACCCCACGUACCAGCAGCUUUAUGGCGUCCCCGAAAGUCUGGGUGCAGAUGUCUCACUCUGGAGGUUGAAGAAGGAGAAUGGCUUUGUGCCCGAUGUGAAAGAGCUCCAAGGUCUCGUCAAGUCCAACACAAAGGCAUUCCCGACCAUGAUCAUCAUCAACAACCCAAACAACCCCACAGGAGCUCCAAUCCCCACGGCAGUUCUCCAGGAGAUCGUCGCCUUCGCCAAAGCCCGCGGUCUCAUUCUCUUCUCGGACGAGGUCUACCGCCCGCUGUUCCAUAAUUUCUUCGAAGAUGACGCCGAUGUUCCUCCCCCGGUCACGACCAUGGGUUACGACAAGGUAGUCGUCACGGGCUCCAUGUCCAAGUCGUAUGCGCUGGCGGGCAUCCGCAUAGGCUGGAUCGCAUCGAAAGACAAGAAGAUCAUUGAGGCCAUCGCCUCGGCAAGGGACUACACCACCAUCAGUGUAUCUCAGAUCGACGACCAAAUCGCUUCCUACGCGCUGUCGAAGUCCGUGUGGAAACCACUGCUGCAGCGCAACGUUGCGAUCGCGAACACCAACAAGGCAUUGCUAGAGGCCUUCAUUGACAAGCACAAGAACGUGUGUUCCUGGGUCAAACCCAAGGCCGGCACGACGGCCUUCGUCCAGUUCUCCCACAACGGCUCGCCCGUCAACGACGUCGAAUUCUGCUUAGAUGUGCUUAACAAGACCAAGGUGUUUUUCGUUCCUGGAGCAAAGUGCUUUGGUGACGGCAAAGACUUUGCAGGCUACGUCCGUAUUGGCUAUGUAUGCCACACGGAAGUUCUCAAGGAAGCUUUAGAGAAACUUACGACAUACGUAGAGAGGAAACUGAAGUAG